GUUUCUGCCCCGCGAGUGCGUGCCAGUACUGCCAGUGCCGUCAUCCACCCCCCACCCCCCAUUCGACUCACACCACACCGUCGAGUCUCGACUUCUACCAACCCUCUACCGCUGCGGCGCCUCUAUCUCUCUUCUCUUUCCUUCUCUCUCUUGUCCCCGCGAUCCUCCGCUAACGCCACGGGGCUUAUUACUGAGCCCCCCUUCUGCAGUGGAGCGCGACACAGGCGACCGACAUCGGUUAUGGAGUUAUGGAGACCGCGGAACCAAGUACCGAUAAUUCGUCAAACUGCGCCACGGCGAUCCUCGCAUGCCUCGCGCUCUCGAUCGUCUACGUGGCGAGUCUCUAUGUCUGGAGUUCGCCGCACAACAGAGAGCAUCCAUCGACUAUAAAGAAACGAUUUUUUAGUGUAUUUAUCAUGACUCUUGUUUCACCGGUAUCCUUGUACUUUGGACUAAAUGAUAAGAUACUUCAAAAGACAACCAUCUGGGAAAUGUUGGGUCUUCGAUGGACGGGUCUGAUACAGGCGACUGUGAUAUCGUUGCUCCUAACAAUGAUCCUGUUCCUAGGUCCCUUGAGUUUACAGGGAUUCAAUGGGCUGUGGCGAUUAUACACCGAACCCAUGUAUUGGCUGGCGAGCGUACAAACUUUAACUUGGUGGAGAAAUCAGAUAGUCGCUCCGUUAUCCGAGGAAUGGACCUUUAGGGCUUGCAUGUUGCCGUUACUCCUGCAAUGCUUCACCCCGACUACUGCCAUAUUCGUAUGCCCUCUAUUCUUCGGGGUGGCUCACUUCCAUCAUGUAGUGGAGAGAGUAAAGAUGGGAAUGAGUAUCAAGCAUGCAUUGUUUAUAUCUUGUUUUCAGUCUACGUACACAACGUUAUUUGGAGCAUAUGCAGCCUUUCUUUUUGCGAGAACAGGACAUUUUGUUGCACCAUUUGCUGCGCAUUCAUUCUGCAAUCACAUGGGAUUUCCUGAUCUUUCUGAGAUAGCAGCAUACAAAGAUCCACUGAAAAGAGCUGGAUUGAUGUGUCUGUUUGUGAUCGGUUUGAUCGCUUGGUGUUACUUGUUGAUGCCGAUGACUCAUCCAUCAUUGUUCAAUAAUAAUUUAUUCUGGACUAAACACUUUAUAUGAGACACGUCCGAUCUCUAACAAAAUAUUAGGAUAUAACAAAUACUAGGGUUAAAUGUUUUUAUGCAGAAUUUACCGCAAUUAUUCCACCGAUCUUCCGGUUUACACACACAUUGUUGUGGAAUAUUUUAUAUUUAUGUUUAACAAAGAGUACAAUACCUAUCUGUCGAAAAAUAAUGCAGAAAUUAACAUUACUCUAAACUAAUUUUAACUAUAAUUCGUAUAGCUAUAAUUUAACUAAUCGUGCAGUUUGGCAUUGUUACAAAGUAUAUCACCGUAGUGCCUGAGAGUUAAACUUUUAUAGUAGUGAUUACGAAUGUUACAACUGUUAGAUGAACUUGUUCGCAAAAUGCGAAGAAUCCAGCUCUAAUUAUUAUUUACGAAUUGUUGCAUAUAUUUAUAUGCCGCAACAUUAUAUUAUUUCAUAACCACAAUUCGUUAAAUGUUAUC
Molecule: messenger RNA, 1577 nt
Organism: Atta colombica
Lineage: Eukaryota; Metazoa; Arthropoda; Insecta; Hymenoptera; Formicidae
Gene: Sras
Product: CAAX prenyl protease 2
Exons: 6
Coding region: 249-1130 (293 amino acids)
Biological process (GO): CAAX-box protein processing
Cellular component (GO): endoplasmic reticulum membrane
Molecular function (GO): metalloendopeptidase activity
Source: RefSeq, a predicted model, not a curated record